This is a messenger RNA of Micropterus dolomieu (smallmouth bass), 2514 nucleotides long. Its product is annotated as alpha-1A adrenergic receptor-like. The transcript has 5 exons. NCBI's taxonomy places the organism in Eukaryota, Metazoa, Chordata, Actinopteri, Centrarchiformes, Centrarchidae. Gene Ontology annotation, molecular function: alpha1-adrenergic receptor activity. Gene Ontology annotation, biological process: cell-cell signaling; phospholipase C-activating G protein-coupled receptor signaling pathway; adenylate cyclase-activating adrenergic receptor signaling pathway. Gene Ontology annotation, cellular component: membrane. The record is from RefSeq and is a predicted model, not a curated record. The coding region runs from base 1 to 1344 and encodes 447 amino acids.
AUGAGUCUCUGGACUAACGGCUCCUCCGCGGACCUGCCGGGCUCCAACUCCUCCAACGGCUCCCAGCACCGCGGGGCCCCCGGCGCCGCCCCGCUGGACCUGAGCCGGGCCGUGCCGGUGGGCAUGGUGCUGGCCUCCUUCAUCAUGUUCGCCAUCGUGGGGAACAUCCUGGUCAUCCUGUCCGUGGUGUGUAACCGCCACCUGCGGAUCCCCACCAACUACUUCAUCAUCAACCUGGCCAUCGCGGACCUGCUGCUGGGGACCACCGUGCUGCCGGUGUCCGCCACGCUGGAGGUUUUGGAUUACUGGGUCUUUGGUCGGAUCUUCUGUGACAUCUGGGCGGCGGUGGACGUCCUGUGCUGCACGGCGUCCAUCAUGUCUCUGUGCGUCAUCUCCAUCGACCGAUAUAUUGGCGUCCGCUACCCGCUGCAGUACCCGAUGAUCGUCACCGAGAGGCGGGCGUUGCUCGCCAUGCUGGGCGUCUGGAUCCUCGCCAUCGUCAUCUCCAUCGGCCCGCUGCUGGGCUGGAAGCAGCCGCCAUCACAGGACGACACCGUGUGUCUCAUCACGGAGGAACCGUUCUACGCCCUCUUCUCGUCGCUCGGCUCCUUCUACAUCCCGCUGGCCGUCAUCCUCGCCAUGUACUGCCGCGUCUACAUCGUGGCCAAGCGCACCACCAAGAACCUGGAGGCCGGCAUGAUGAAGGAGCGCCAGGAGGACUCCAACGAGCUCACCCUGAGGAUCCACUGCAGGAACCACCAGAUCCAGGAGCUGUGCCCCGCCUCCAAGGCCGGAGGGGGCGGGGCCUCGGCCGCACGCAGCACGCUCACCGUCAAACUGCUCAAGUUCUCCAGAGAGAAGAAGGCCGCCAAGACGCUGGGCGUGGUGGUGGGCAUGUUCAUCCUCUGCUGGCUGCCUUUCUUCCUGGCUCUGCCCAUCGGGUCGUUCAACAGCAGCCUGCGUCCUCCUGAAACCUUCUUUAAAGUCAUUUUCUGGUUGGGAUACUUCAACAGCUGCCUGAACCCCAUCAUCUACCCCUGCUACAGCCGCGAGUUCAAACAGGCGUUCAUCCGGAUCCUUCGCUGUCGCUGGAAGAGGAAGCGUCAGGGCUGGCAGGCGUACUACAACUACCGCUGCCAUCAAGGCUCCAACAACUCGUCCUUCCUGAGCGGCAGCCAGCAGACUCUGUCCUCCAUCAGCCCCAGCCCGCGCUGCGUCGCCUCCAGACUCCGCCCCUCUGACCGAGACCUCCUUCCCGGACAGACGGGGAGAGGACGGCCGAGCUCCUUGUCCCCGCUCGCUAAGGAUGCCGGGACGGCGAUGCGGAUCGGCUCGGGCCGGUGAUGAACGUAAAGGAGGAGCAGCAGCCACGCAGGAAGGUGGAACACUAACUGACACACCUGCUGCCUCAGGUGGCCACGCCCCCACCCUGCCACGGACAGGACGUGCCUACGUAACUCACCUGGCGGAGCUGCUCACUGUAAAUAAACACACAUGUUAAAGUGUUUUUUUUACCGUCCACUGCUAACGAAGCUCCUACCUCUGCUGCACAUGUGCAACAGCUCACACAAACUACAUUUACCAUAACUACAAUAUAAAGAACAAAACUACAAAUAAAAUGAAUUAAGAAAUCAACAAAUUAAAACUAACUACAAAGAUAAACAUCGGCCAUCUUUCUUUCUGUAAAAUAGAAACUACGACCUUUUCACUACGUUAUCCACGUGUUUUAUUUUGAACGUCAGAUGUUGCAUAUUUAUUAUUGCUAACUUGGUGAUUUUGUUACAUAUUUAAUUAUUGUUAUUUUUUCUUUCUUUCUUUCUUUUGCCAAAACGCUUCAGACACUUGAGCUGAACCUCCUGAAAUAUUAUAUUAUUAUUUUUAUUAAUGAGCUUUAAAAAAAACCUGAGCUCUUCUGUAAUGAGUUAUUUAUUUGUCAAAAUCAUUUGGUAACCAAACCUAAAUGAUUCAAACUGAGUAAAGUUAAUUGUAAACAUUAUUAUAUGUUUAUUUAUUGUUGUGAAUUUUGAUCCACUGUAUGUUAGCAAGUGAGCUAACUAACUUCAAACAGCAUUUAUUUUGAGAAUCUUCCCUCAGACUCAUCAGACGAUUGUCCGCUGAGCUGAACUGUUCUGACUUUGUAUUUGUGGAGAGAAGUUGGAGGUUUUUCACUUGAAUACAGUGUGAUCACAGCAGCGUCUGGCGGACGUCAGAGGAACUGCAGCUGCUGGUUGGUGUUUUUUUAAAUCAAACCCCUCCCAGAUGACAAACCUGACCCAGGCUGCAGCUUCUCUAGUGGAUAUAAUGACUGCUGAGCCCAGCUGCCUACAGGAUGGACUGAUCGUUGCUGGAAGCUGUAGUUUAUUCUCUUGAGAUGGAGCUAGGCUCGCCGUUUCCCCCUGUUUCCAGUUUUUGUGUUAAGCUAGGCUAACCAUGUUGUGGACCUGUCUAUGUGCUGGAGAUGAAACUGAUCUGUCUGGAGGAGACUGACGACAAAUGUUUGAGUGUUCAUUUUAA